Messenger RNA from Piliocolobus tephrosceles (Ugandan red Colobus), 666 nucleotides. RefSeq lists its product as uncharacterized. The record is from RefSeq and is a predicted model, not a curated record. The transcript has 5 exons. NCBI's taxonomy places the organism in Eukaryota, Metazoa, Chordata, Mammalia, Primates, Cercopithecidae. The coding region runs from base 16 to 366 and encodes 116 amino acids.
CCUAUCCACAGCAAAAUGGAGGACUUCUCCAGGGAACUGCAACUCCCAAGAAGCAAUGCGAGGGAAGGUGGCGGUUACUACUUUUUCCCCGUGGGCACCUCUCGGUCCAAUAUUGGAAAGAGGGUCCGAAAACCAUUGUUACGCCCAUUGGGUAACCCCGCCCCUGGGGAAAAGGGGUGGAAAGCGGAAGUGACGACACCCGGCGCUCUAUUAAAUAGCCGUAGACGGAACCUCGGCUUUCUCUCGGCCUUAGCGCCAUUUUUCUGGAAACCUCUGCGUCAUGAGAGCCAAGUGGAGGAAGAAGCGAAUGCGCAGGCUGAAGCGCAAAAGAAGAAAGAUGAGGCAGAGGUCCAAGUAAACCGCUAGCUUGUUGCAUCGUGGAGGCCACAGGAGCAGAAACAUGGAAUGCCAGGCGCUGGGGAUGCUGGUACAAGUUGUGGGACUGCAUGCUACUGUCUAGAGCUUGUUUCAAUGGAUCUAGAACUUCAUCGCCCUCUGAUCGCCGAUCACCUCUGAGACCCACCUUGCUCAUAAACAAAACUGCCCAUGUUGGCCCUCUGCCCUGGACUUGUGACAUUCUGGACUAUUUCUGUGUUUAUUUGUGGCCGAGUGUAACAACCCUAAAAUAAAUCACCUCUUCCGCUCUUUUAGCUGAAGAAUUAAAUC